AUGCCAUCGCAUUAUUGUAGAAGUAAGACUGACAGAUUGUACCUUGAAGGACCGUUCUACUGCAAGCAAGAAAUUAUGGAUGCUUACAAAUUAAAAUGUGUUGAAGAUAGUUUGGUUCCAUUAAGCAACAGUUAUUUAUCAAACUUCAUGAUUGAAAAUAAACUCUCAAUUUAUCUCCCACGAAAAGAUAAAUGUGAUUUUUGUACCUCAUUUAAUAUUGGCGAAGUAAACGAAAAUGAUUAUGCUGAACACAUUGCCCAUAAAGUUAGGGCAAGAGAAGAAAAAGAAAAGGAUACAAAACUGGCCAAAGAAAAAAAAUCUUGUACUGUACUUACAAUUGAUUGUCAGGCAGUAAAACUUUGUCCUGUACUGCAAACAAGUGCAUUGUACUAUUCAAUGAAACUAACAGUUCAUAAUAUGACAAUUUAUAAUAAUGCAACUGCAGAUUGUCAAAAUUACUGGUGGCACGAAGGUAAUGGUGAACUAGAGGCUUCAGUUUUUGUAUCUAUAGUUAUAAAACACUUGGAAAAAUAUUGUUUGAAUGAAAAAAUACCCAUAAUCAUAUACUCUGAUGGGUGUGGAUAUCAAAAUCGAAAUGUGAUUAUGGCAAAUGCAUUAUUACAUUUUGCAGAUAAACAUCAAGUAACUAUUGAGCAAAAGUAUCUUGUUAAAGGGCAUACCCAAAUGCAGUGUGACAGUGUUCACAGCCUUAUCGAGAGAAAACUUAAAGGACAGGACAUACACUUGCCUUCAGAUUACAUUAGAAUAACCAAAGCAGCAAGAAAAACUCCUUCACAACUAGGAGCUACAUUCAGUGGCGUGUCCAGUGGGUAG
Molecule: messenger RNA, 834 nt
Organism: Macrosiphum euphorbiae (potato aphid)
Lineage: Eukaryota; Metazoa; Arthropoda; Insecta; Hemiptera; Aphididae
Source: the annotation of a GenBank genome assembly